Messenger RNA from Lindgomyces ingoldianus, 294 nucleotides. RefSeq lists its product as uncharacterized. The record is from RefSeq and is a predicted model, not a curated record. The annotation marks the transcript as partial. Lineage: Eukaryota; Fungi; Ascomycota; Dothideomycetes; Pleosporales; Lindgomycetaceae. The transcript is spliced from 2 exons.
AUGGGUAAUGAAUUUUACAACGGAUUCUGGACGAACUGGGAGGAUGGGAAGAUUGGGGGUGCUACCCUUACACUGCCGACAUAUGCAGGCUUGAUUCUAGUCUCCUUUCUCACUCUGUUCGUACAGUAUUCCGGUAGCUGCUUCUGGCGCGUGGUUAGCUUCAUCUUGCACCAGACGAGAUCGACGACGGCGUCGAAAAAUGGCCUUUUCCAUCAACAACAGGCCAUCCUUAGAAAUUCUGUGACUGCGACCAACGCAUUUUGGACCAUAGCCUCGUCCGCGUUCGUGUGGAAA